Molecule: messenger RNA, 2955 nt
Organism: Nelumbo nucifera (sacred lotus)
Lineage: Eukaryota; Viridiplantae; Streptophyta; Magnoliopsida; Proteales; Nelumbonaceae
Product: phospholipid:diacylglycerol acyltransferase 1-like
Biological process (GO): lipid metabolic process
Source: RefSeq, a predicted model, not a curated record
CCACGUCAUCGAUCGUCCCAUUCCCAUAUGACAUCCAACUUCUCCUUACGCUCAGACCACAUACAAAGCUCCAACCGACUUUGCCAAGCCAUGUUCAAUCUCACUCAUCUAACGCCCCAAAACGAUCCGUCUCUUCUGCUCUCACACUAUAUUCUAUAAUGUGUCUCCCUACAUAAAAAAAGCCCAGCUGAGGCGGAGCCUCUCAGGACUUCGGCGGCUCCAACGACAAACUACCACUCUUUCCUGGCAGGAAAACUCCGAUUCGUGACUUCAGGUUGCUGCUGCAACAACAAACGGUGUCUUCGUUUCUGAACGAUGGAGACUACAACGCCAGUGUAGGUUAGGGUUUGAGAAGUUUAUAUAUAUAGAAAGAAACCAGGCGAAGAGGAUUCGACAAUGCAGCUUAGACUCUAUCAAUCAUUUACCGAAGAAAGAUUCGUCUGGUUUCCCAAUUCCCACCAAUAGGAGCAGCAACGUUAACAACGUAAGGAGGGAAGGAACAGAGUAAGGAGGAAACGAAUAUGUCGAUGCUGCGGCGUAGAAAAGCCUCCGAAAUCGAGCAAACUUCCAAUUUGGGUGAUCGUAAAGAGAUUGAAAGCAAAUUCGACGGUAAUGAAAAGGAGAAGGAGAAAGAGAAGGUGAAAAAGAAGAAGAAGAAAUGGUCUUGCAUUAAUAGCUGCUGCUGGUUUAUUGGCUGCAUCUGCUCGAUUUGGUGGUUUCUACUGUUUCUCUAUAAUGCCAUGCCGGCAUCGAUUCCUCAAUAUGUCACCGAAGCCAUUACCGGGCCACUGCCCGAUCCGCCCGGCGUGAAAUUGCAGAAAGAGGGGUUGAGGGCGAAGCACCCGGUGGUCUUCGUUCCUGGGAUCGUUACCGGUGGCCUCGAGCUUUGGGAAGGGCACCAGUGCGCUGAUGGGUUGUUCAGAAAGCGGCUUUGGGGUGGUACAUUUGGAGAAGUAUAUAAGAGACCUUUAUGUUGGGUUGAGCACAUGUCACUGGACAAUGAAACUGGACUGGAUCCUCCCGGUAUACGAGUUAGGCCUGUCCCGGGACUUGUUGCAGCAGAUUACUUUGCACCUGGCUAUUUUGUCUGGGCAGUUCUGAUUGCUAAUUUGGCUCGUAUUGGAUAUGAGGAGAAAACCAUGUACAUGGCUUCUUAUGACUGGAGGCUCUCAUUUCAGAACACGGAGGUGCGAGACCAGACCCUCAGCAGGAUAAAAAGUAAUAUAGAACUCAUGGUAGCUACAAAUGGUGGGAAAAAGGUAGUUGUCAUUCCACAUUCAAUGGGAGUUCUGUAUUUUUUGCAUUUUAUGAAGUGGGUUGAAUCACCAGCUCCAAUGGGUGGUGGGGGUGGGUCAGAUUGGUGCGCUAAGCAUAUAAAGGCAGUAAUGAACAUAGGUGGACCAUUUUUAGGUGCUCCAAAAGCAGUAUCGGGACUUUUCUCUUCUGAAGCCAGGGACAUUGCUGUUGCCAGGGCAAUUGCACCAGGUGUUUUGGAUAAAGAUGUAUUUGGAUUUCAAACUUUACAACAUGUAAUGCGGAUGACUCGUACUUGGGAUUCAACCAUGUCAAUGAUUCCAAAGGGCGGAGACACCAUCUGGGGCACUCUGGACUGGUCACCCGAAGAAGGCUAUAACUGUGGUCCAAAAAAACAAAGAAGCAAUGAUACUCAAGUUCCAGACCAUAAUAACACAGAGAGUCUGGACUGUCAAGUAAAAAGUGUGAACUAUGGAAGGAUCAUAUCAUUUGGGAAAGAUGUAGCAAAGGCACAUUCAUCAAAAAUUGAGAGGAUUGAUUUUCGGGGUGCUGUUAAAGGUAAUAGCCUUGCAAAUAUGACCUGUCACGAUGUAUGGAUAGAGUACCAUGACAUGGGCUGGGGAGGUAUCAAAGCUGUGGCAGACUACAAAGUUUAUACAGCUGGAUCAAUUUUGGAUCUACUACAUUUUGUUGCCCCAAAGAUGAUGAAGCGUGGAGGUGCUCAAUUCUCAUAUGGAAUUGCUGACAAUUUAGAUGAUCCUAAAUAUAAACACUACAAAUACUGGUCAAAUCCCUUAGAAACAAAAUUACCAUAUGCUCCGGACAUGGAGAUCUAUUCAAUGUAUGGAGUUGGCAUCCCCACAGAAAGAGCAUAUGUUUACAAAUUGAAUCCAGCUGCUGAAUGCUGCAUCCCCUUCCAGAUUGAUACAUCAGCUGAGGAUGAAAAUGCGGGUAGUUGUCUGAAAGGAGGAGUUUUUUCAGUUGAUGGAGACGAAACUGUACCUGUUCUAAGUGCAGGUUUUAUGUGCGCAAAAGCUUGGCGUGGGAAAACUAGAUUCAACCCUUCAGGCAUUCGCACAUUCAUUAGGGAGUAUGAUCAUGCCCCUCCAGCAAAUCUUCUAGAGGGCCGGGGAACCCAGAGUGGUGCACAUGUUGACAUAAUGGGCAAUUUUGCAUUGAUUGAGGAUAUUAUACGGGUGGCAGCAGGUGCUACAGGAGAAGAGUUGGGGGGUGAUCAAGUUUACUCGGAUAUCUUCAAGUGGUCUGAAAAGAUCAACUUACAGCUCUAGUCUUGGCUGGGACGAGUAUUUGGGACAUGGCAGGCCCGUUGAUAAUGAUGCAGUUUUUCAAAUUCAGAUGAAACCUAGAGACAUGAAGAAAGGUAUAAAUGAAAGGUUCCCAGCUUCAUCUGCUUCUAUUUUAGUUUGAUUUUCAUGGAAUGUAACAUUGUCAGGUUUGGCACUUGGAGGAUCCCAUGGUUUUGAAUUCCUCUCUUAUUGUUAUUACUGCCAUUCCUUUGCUCCUCCCUUUUCCUGGUUUGGAAAAUGUGAAUGAUAUCUAAUUAUUUAAAGCUGUGAUAUCAAGAUCUGUUGUUAUGAUGAGGGUAUAAUUAAUUAAUGUGUAUUGUUCCUUUGUUAUCCUAAUUGGCGACAAGCUUUACUUGGUGGAGUAUGAGAGGACAUGUGAACUUUUGACUUUUGA